AUGUUUGGACUUUUCAACCAAGUGCAACGAAAGAUCUUGUACUACUUGCUCUCUCUUUUCUUUGGAGGUAAUAAAUCUUAUCAAUUCCGACCCGGUGAUAGUGUUUUGGUUAUUGAAGUCGGAAAGGAUUAUGUGAAAUACUUUAAAUUAACAAAACCAACAACACAACAGCAAUCAUCAUUAUCCACGCCGUCCCAUAAAUAUUUGGAACAAGACAGUAGGAGUGGAACGUAUUUAAAUAUGAAGAGUUUACUUCCUCCACAGCAUGAAAAAUCAAGCACUUCUUUGAGAAUGAUUGAAAAUUAA
This is a messenger RNA of Naegleria fowleri, 306 nucleotides long. RefSeq lists its product as uncharacterized. The transcript has a single exon. The record is from RefSeq and is a predicted model, not a curated record. The coding region runs from base 1 to 306 and encodes 101 amino acids. NCBI's taxonomy places the organism in Eukaryota, Heterolobosea, Eutetramitea, Acrasida, Naegleriidae.